Molecule: messenger RNA, 1215 nt
Organism: Rattus rattus (black rat)
Lineage: Eukaryota; Metazoa; Chordata; Mammalia; Rodentia; Muridae
Product: collagen alpha-2(I) chain-like
Exons: 8
Coding region: 1-1203 (400 amino acids)
Source: RefSeq, a predicted model, not a curated record
AUGGUUAAUACCUCGGAGAAACUGCUGGUUUCCCCUGCAAACAGAGCUCUAGAAGCCGAGGCAAAGUUUUACAACUCGGCAGAACGUGGGCUGCUCAUUCUCGAAAGGAUUGCCAGGGAAAACUCAGUGCAGCAGUUUAAGCUCCACACUGGCAAAGGCCGCAGCUCUUUUGGGCUCAGGCCAGCGGGUUCCGACCGCACGUUGGCGGCGCGGGCUGGGUCCCGGCAGCCUCCGUCCGGGUUGCUGGGGCCGCGGGGCCCUUUGUUCCCGCGGGGCGCCGCCGCCCGUCCGCCCCGAUUCCUCCCUCGCUGCCCCGGGCCAGAACGACCUUGUUUUGCUUUUCGGGCUCGGGAGAGAGGUGAGGGCUUGACCCGGCCGCGGCUCACCGGGUUGCUUACACGGGGAGCAGUAGCGGGCCCCGCGUCACCGCGAAAGGACCCGCGCCUGCUUUCCCCGGGACCCUCAGGGGCGAGCGACGGGCCGCAAGCUUCCGGGAGAGCCUCGGGGGCCGCGGGUCCCAGGCUGCGCCUCCCGCCAGGCCCGGGACUCACUUCUCUUAACGGAGCCGGCGAGACGCCAGCACCGGUGGGCUCGGGUCUCCGGGCUGGCGCCGUGGCGCGGGCCGACGCAUCCUGGAGGGCCCGGGGUGGGGGUGCGGAGCGGCAGAGGUCGCGGCCCCGGGGCGGGGGCGGAGAUCCACCUGGCUACGUGGCAGCCAUUGCGGCGGCCGCGAGACCCCUCCCCACGCGGCCGCCCACCCGCCCUCUCGCGGCGGGCUCCUGCGCGGCUGCUUUUCCCCGGUCGGACGGAGAGCGGCAGUGUGUCCUCGCUCCGCACGCUCGCUGCGUCUCUCCCCGCGGACACAGCUGCUCGCCAGCCCCGCGCCGUGCCGCGCCAGAGAGCGUAGUGGCGGCGGCGGGAAAGGGUUGCGGACCCGCGGCGCUCACUCGACGACACGGCCCGGGCCUCGACGCCCCGGUCCCGCAGCAGCCUUGUUUUACAGAUAAGAAGAGACUGAGGAAUAUUCAAAUUGCUAGAAAAGUCACUCAAUCGAGGUACUUCAUCUGUGGGAAGACAUUACAGGCCUCAGUAUGGUGGGUGCUGAGAUGUAAGAAGACCACUUUAGAGUUGCAGACAUCAAUCUGUGGCCUUCCUAAGCACAUGAGUAUUGUCAGUGCCAGCCAGCCCGAUCUCACUAUGUAGCUCUGGCUGUCC